This is a messenger RNA of Marmota monax (woodchuck), 8228 nucleotides long. RefSeq names its product heat shock protein family A (Hsp70) member 4 like (gene Hspa4l). Gene Ontology annotation, biological process: protein folding. The transcript is spliced from 19 exons. Bases 235 to 2751 code for a protein of 838 amino acids. The record is from RefSeq and is a predicted model, not a curated record. Gene Ontology annotation, cellular component: nucleus; cytosol. Gene Ontology annotation, molecular function: ATP binding; ATP-dependent protein folding chaperone. NCBI's taxonomy places the organism in Eukaryota, Metazoa, Chordata, Mammalia, Rodentia, Sciuridae.
GAGGCGGCCGGACCGCAGUGGAGAGUCGGAGGCGGCGGGACGCGGGAGCUGUGGCGAGGCGGCCUCUUCCCUCCGCGGUCGCCCCACGCCCUGCCCCGGACGCUCCGGGUAGCGAGUGGGUCCUCUCCCCUUUGCCCCCGCAGGAGUCGCAGGCGCAGCAGCGACGGCCCAGCGAAGGACGCGGCGCCCGCUCCCCAGGCUAAGGCGCCACCGCCGCGACCUUCCAGCGGCGGGAUGUCGGUGGUGGGCAUUGACCUCGGCUUCCUCAACUGCUACGUGGCCGUGGCGCGCAGCGGCGGCAUCGAGACCAUCGCCAACGAGUACAGCGACAGGUGUACCCCGGCCUGUAUAUCUUUGGGAUCAAGAACUCGAGCCAUUGGAAAUGCAGCUAAGAGCCAGAUAGUCACAAAUGUAAGAAAUACAAUUCAUGGCUUCAAAAAACUUCACGGGCGAUCAUUUGAUGAUCCCAUUGUGCAAACUGAAAGAGUCAGGCUUCCUUAUGAACUGCAGAAGAUGCCCAAUGGAAGUGCAGGAAUUAAGGUGCGGUAUCUAGAAGAAGACAGACCUUUUGCAAUUGAGCAAGUUACUGGAAUGCUGUUGGCCAAGCUUAAAGAAACUUCAGAAAAUGCCCUGAAGAAACCAGUGGCUGACUGUGUGAUUUCAAUUCCUAGCUUUUUCACUGAUGCUGAGAGAAGAUCUGUGAUGGCUGCAGCUCAGGUUGCAGGCUUAAAUUGUUUAAGGUUGAUGAAUGAAACUACUGCAGUUGCACUAGCAUAUGGAAUUUAUAAACAGGAUCUUCCCCCGUUAGAUGAGAAACCAAGAAAUGUAGUAUUUAUUGAUAUGGGACAUUCUGCCUAUCAGGUCUCGGUUUGUGCUUUUAACAAAGGAAAACUUAAAGUCUUGGCUACUACCUUUGACCCAUAUUUGGGUGGCAGGAACUUUGAUGAGGCCUUAGUAGACUACUUCUGCGAUGAGUUCAAGACCAAAUAUAAGAUAAAUGUAAAAGAAAACUCUCGGGCCUUGUUACGUUUGUAUCAGGAAUGCGAAAAACUCAAGAAGCUAAUGAGUGCAAAUGCAUCCGAUCUUCCACUAAACAUUGAGUGUUUCAUGAAUGACCUUGAUGUUUCUAGUAAAAUGAACAGGGCUCAAUUUGAACAAUUGUGUGCUUCCCUCUUUGCCAGGGUUGAACCACCUUUAAAAGCAGUUAUGGAACAAGCUAACUUACAACGGGAAGACAUAAGUAGUAUAGAAAUUGUAGGAGGAGCAACACGGAUUCCUGCAGUGAAGGAACAGAUCACGAAGUUCUUCCUUAAGGACAUCAGCACCACCCUAAAUGCUGAUGAAGCUGUUGCAAGAGGAUGUGCAUUGCAGUGUGCAAUUCUGUCACCAGCAUUCAAAGUGCGUGAAUUUUCUAUAACAGACCUGGUUCCCUAUUCAAUUACAUUAAGAUGGAAGACCUCUUUUGAAGACGGAACUGGGGAAUGUGAAGUAUUUUGUAAGAACCAUCCUGCCCCAUUCUCAAAAGUCAUUACUUUUCACAAGAAGGAACCAUUUGAUCUAGAAGCAUUUUAUACUAAUUUGCAUGAAGUGCCUUAUCCUGAUCCAAGAAUUGGGAGCUUCACUAUUCAGAAUGUUUUUCCACAGUCUGAUGGUGAUAGUUCCAAAGUGAAAGUUAAAGUUCGGGUUAACAUCCAUGGAAUCUUCAGUGUGGCUAGUGCAUCAGUAAUUGAGAAGCAGAAUGUGGAAGGGGAUCACAGUGAUUCUCCUAUGGAAACAGAAGCUACAUUUAAGAAUGAAAAUAAAGAUGAUGUGGAUAAAAUGCAGGUUGACCAAGAAGAAGGAGUUCAUCAAAAAGUUCAUGCUGAACAUACCCCAGAAGAGGAAAUUGAUCAUACAGGAGCCAAAACAAAGACAGCACCCUCAGAAAAACAAGAACGAUUAAAUCAGACCAUUAAAAAGGGAAAAGUCAAGAGUGUUGAUCUACCUAUCCAGAGUACCCUAUGUAGACAGCUGGGCCAAGAUCUUCUCAACAGCUACAUUGAAAAUGAGGGGAAGAUGAUAAUGCAGGAUAAGUUAGAGAAAGAAAGAAACGAUGCUAAGAAUGCAGUCGAAGAAUAUGUAUAUGAUUUUAGAGACAGACUGGGCACUGUCUACGAAAAAUUCAUCACUCCAGAAGACAUGAGUAAACUGUCUUCAAUACUGGAGGACACAGAAAAUUGGCUUUAUGAAGAAGGAGAGGACCAACCUAAACAAGUUUAUGUGGAUAAGCUUCAAGAACUAAAGAAGUAUGGCCAGCCUAUUCAAAUGAGGUACAUGGAACAUGAAGAGAGACCAAAAGCUUUAAAUGACUUGGGAAAAAAGAUUCAACUUGUCAUGAAAGUGAUAGAAGCCUAUAGAAACAAGGAUGAAAGAUACGAUCAUUUGGAUCCUGCUGAAAUGGAAAAAGUUGAAAAAUAUAUCAGCGAUGCCAUGAUUUGGCUGAACACUAAGAUGAAUGCACAGAAUAAAUUAAGUCUCACUCAAGAACCUGUGGUUAAAGUUUCGGAAAUUGUUGCGAAGUCUAAGGAGCUAGAUAAUUUCUGUAACCCCAUCAUUUACAAACCCAAAGUAGAAGUGGCUGAAGACAAAACAAAAGCUAAUAGUGAACAUAACGGACCAAUGGAUGGACAGAGUGGAACGGAAACUAAACCAGAUGCAACAAAAGACAGCACACAGCAUACUAAAUCAUCUGGGGAGAUGGAAGUGGACUAAGUCUUAAUUUUACCUUCAUAUAAUUCAAAUAGCAAAUAGUGCAAGUAACCACAGGGUCCAUUCAUCUUUUACAUCUGGCACACAAAACAGAUGUUCCAUUGUUCUUAACUACUUUGUCAUUUGUUUUUUGAAGUAGUUUUGCAAAGUGAGUGCACCUGUCAUUUCAUUACUGCUUAUGUGAAGCUUCAGCUGAAUAUAGAUGUACAAGUCAGUUUUAGCUUUCCUGAUGUAGUUUAUAUCAAACAUGCAGAAUUGGUAUGUAAUUGGCAAUAGUCUACCUAAACCUCACUUCCUUUAUUCAGGAAAGGAUACCGUAUUGCACUAUUGUUGCAGAAGCAUAGAUUUAACUGCAUUGUAAUUUUGAAAAGCAAAAGUUGAUGUGGUUUAAAGCCACUGAGGGUACGGGCCUUUUUCUAGUUAUUGUAUUGUUAUAAUUUAAAUAUUAAAACAAAUAAGAGGUUUCUGAACAAAUUAGUCCAUCUCAUUGGUAUACCACAAGAACUCAAUUUUGUUGUCAUCACAUAAAUGAACUAAGUCACAUGUGGAAAGAGAAAAUGCACAAUUUUAUGUUAAACUGACACCAGCAGUUUGCCUCUUUAGUUAGUAAUGUGCAUUGAUGUUUUCUUAGAAUCUCUUCUUUCACUUGAAACUGUUGAUUUACUUGUCCUGAAGACGAGCUGCUGCUGAAAUAAUGCUAGCUUAAAAGAGAAGCCUUUUUGAUGAAAUUACAUCAUGGGGAAAAUGCUGUUGACCUACUCAGACAUGCAUCUGUGAUGUUGGUACCUCAUUUCAGUUUUAAUAGUUGUGUUGGUUUUCUUAAUUGAUUUUGUUCAUAUCUUAACACAGGGUAGGGAGAAAUGGCACAAUGCAUUGCACAAUAUUAUCAUUGAUUUACUGAAUGUUACAAUAUAAACACUAUUAAAUAAGCAGUAAUACUGAAAAGGAGCACUUGUACCAUAAGACUUAGGAAAUAAUGCUUGUAAUAAACUUAACUGUGUUACAUAUCAAUAGGCAAAAUAUAUAAUGUUACAUAGUGUGAUAUGAUGUGAUUAAAUUAUAGUUCCUGCUGUUAAAUUAACUUUUGAAACCUUGGCUCCAGUUUUGGUGCUUCUUAAUUAAAUGGGAGAAGGGACAGUAAAUUUAGUAUCAUCACCAGAUUUGUUCACAUCAUUCAAUUCUGUCCAGGGUCUUCAAACUGUCUAUGGAAAAAGACUGAAGUCAUAUGUCAGCCUACAAGGGAAAGCACAGAUAAAUGCAUGGGCCUUUGUGUUCUUAAUGCCAGUCAACUAGAUUAACUUACAUUGAUAUUUUGAAAGACUAAUUUUAUCCCAAAUCUAAGUUAAAUAUAUCCCAAAAUUAAUGUUUGUAGUAGUAACAGAAAUAGUAUUAAGUUAGUAAAAAUUGAGACUAUAAUAUCUUUAGGGAUAGUCAGUAUUUCUCAGAACUAGUUCUCUAAGAUAGAGAUUUUGUUUCUACAAUGUAGUUUCCACUGAAAGAGUACAUACAGAGUAGUAUAUCUUGCAGAUUUUUAAAUUCUGCCUUUUUGCAGGAAAAGUCCUCUUUUUUGCAUUAAGCCAUACUGUCUCAAUAUAGUUUUUAAUAUCUGCAUUUUUCUUUUUAAUACUUUUAAAAUGAAAUGAUAUCUUAAAGUGACGAAAUAUAUUUUUAAAGCACGUAUCAGUUGCUUUUCAUUUGUAUGGAAAUAUAUACAUUCAUUUCAGAAAAAGCAUGACUGUAAAAGGGGAUAUAUAACAGUACAAAAGAUAAAUAAUUAUUAGUGUGUUUAGAGUAUGGUUUUGAAUAGUGUAUAGUUCACUCUAAUUUAGUCUGAAUUGCAGUAUGCAAUAAUCAUAAAAAAUUUUUUUUCAAACUAAAAGUCUCUCUUAGAAGUUAUUUUGAUGCAUAGCAAAACAAUGUUAUCUCAUGUAGUAAGCAAAUAAGUAUGCAGGGAAAUAAAGAUAUAGAUUACCUUAUAGUACAAAUUUUUUGUCUCUGAGAAACCAGCUCUUAAUAUAGGCAAGUUGUACCAUGAUUAUAAAAUUGAAGGUGGUUGUAGAAAUAACAAACUUUGUGAUAUUUUUACUUCAUUAGUAAUAGACUUUUUAAUUUAUUAAAAAACACCCCCAAAAUGCAGAUGACAGAAUUGAGCUAUUGGAAUAACAGAUCCUAGUUUUUAAAUUGUAGUAAGUGAUCUACAAAAAGCAAGAGGAGUGUUGUAUAUACCAAAUGAACAUUUUAAAAAUAAAAAACACAAGAGAAGCCGGGACAUGGUGGCACAUGGCCUGUAAUCCCAGCAGCUUGGGAGGUUGAGGCAGGAGGAUUGUGACUUCAAAGCCACCCUCAGCAACUUAGACCCUGUCUCUAAACACAAUAUAAAAAUGGGAUGGAGAUGUGGCUCUAUUUAAGUAUCCCUGGUUUCAAUCCCCAGGACCAAAACCAAAAAACAAACUGAAGAUUCUUAGAUUUUGGGGUGAGGGUAGAGGACAUUUUUAGUAUUACGGUUAUUUCCUUGAUGCCUUUAAAGUGAAUUAGGGAGCUCAGUAAUCAUCGUGACAGGGUCAAGAAUUUUAUCAAAAUGAACACGUUUUAAUUUUUGCAAAAUCCAUAUGAAAGGCAUUGAAUUUAGCUAAUUUUGACCCAAAGUAGAUAGAACCAUCCCUCCAUUUUUAUAAAUUUGAAAUGUAAUGAUAAAAUGUUUUAAAUAGAAUUUGGUAGUCCACAAUUAAAGCCUUUCCACUGAUUUUACCUAUUAUAAGGCUGAGGUAUAACUCAGUGGUAGAGCACUUCCCUUGCACAAAGCCCUUGACAUCUCCAGCACAGCAAAGAAAAAACUUACACAGGGCAGAUCUCAUUGUGAUGUACUUUUCUAUUAUUGAUUUGAUUCUGUUUUGCAGUUACUAGCCUAUAAUUUUGAAAUUUUCCUUUGCUUUGGCAGUGCUGGAGAUAACCCAGGGCCUUCCAUGUGCUAGACACAAGUGUUCACUACUGAGCUACAUACCCAGCCCCUUCAUAGAAGAUUUAGAAGUGAUUGUAAUUUUUGCAGGGGAUUGGAAUCCAUGGGUGCUAUACCACUGAGCUACAUCCCUUACUCACAAACUUUGUUGAGUCUGACUAAAAGUUGCCGAAACUUGUGAUCCUCCUGCCUUUGCCUCCUGAGUCACUGGGAUUAUAGGUGUGAAGCCAGGGCACCCCAUUUAGAAGUCAUUCUCAAAUGAUCAGAAAAAAUAGUUUUCUUGGUUUUUAGAGUUUUAGAUUAAAAUUCAUUUUUAUAAUAAAUGUUAUUUUGUGGUUAAGCAAGGCCCCUGGGUUUCAACUGCAGCAAUGAAGGAAAGGAAAAGAAAGGGAAAUCUUUCCUUUUGUUUUUUUUUUUUUUUAAAGGAAAUUUUUGAAGUAGAAUUUAGCUUUGUAAAAAUGAAUGACAUAGGUAAUUGUUGUGCUAUAUCAAUAAUUAUUUGAAAUCUUGUGGCAUUAAUUAAAAGUAAGCCACUGAGUUUUCAAGUAAAAAGAGGUUUAUAAAGUUUAGUUCUAUUAAUAAUAAUAAUAAUAAAGAUCAGUUUAUUUAGCAAACUAAUCUUAUUAAAUCAGUACAUUGCAGAAGAUGGACUUUUUGACUAAAAAAUACCAAAUUAAACAUUUCUCUUUUUUUUUCUUUUAGUUGUUAGACCUUUAUUUUAUUUAUUUGUAUGUGGUGCUGAGAAUCGAACCCAGUACUUCACCCAUAUGAGGCAAGCACUCUUCCACUGAGCCAUAACUCCAGCCCCUCUUUGGUUUUUAUCAAAGUAUGAUUUUAUCCAAGAUUUUGAAAUAAUUCCCAGGAAGCGUAUUGAUUUUCUUUUCACUAAAAAGUAAGGUUAAUUCAACUCGAAGACCAUCACUCUAAAUAAAAUGAGAAAUUUCACCUAUUUAACGAUUAUUUGUUUUAAAAUGCCCUAAAAUCAAUAUUCUUUUAUAUACUGAGUACUAACAAAAUGGUUUUGAAUUCAUAAUACUGCUAAUGUCUGUCUAUACAUUUUAGAUGUAUAUAAAUUAGGGGAAUGAAAUGUAUAGAUAUUCAUUAAAUAGAAGAGUACUUGAAAUUUUAAGAAUGUUAAAAAAUUGCUAAAGAAGAAAACCUAAAUGUCUAUGGAAGUGGUCAAUACUGACAGGUGGUUAAUAGCUUUUUCAUCUUCUGGAUCCCUAUGAAUACUUCCAGCAUAAUGUUAGAAUGAAUAUUAAAAAAAAAAAAAAAAAACAGGAUUUGUCAAAACACACUAUUAAGAAACUUGGAGCUAUCAAAGUAAAGCUAAUUAAUCAUGAAGAUUUGAUUGAGUCUGUAAGGCAGUCAGAGUCCAUAUCAAAAAAAUUAAAAUAUGAUCUUUACUCUGGAUUCUGUAACUUAUGUCCUGUCCUAAGUCACAGGAUGACUAUUUAGAAAAUCUUUUGAUACCUAUAAGAUCAAAUGAAAUUCAGCAUCUUAGAUUAGUCACCUGAUAUGUAAACUAAGAUGUAAAUUCUUAAUUUUUAUUGUUUCCUUGUUUUAUUCCCUUGUCCAGUUCUAGACUCAUUUACAUAUAACAGUUCUGUUUUUCUUAGGUAUACUUUUGUCCUUCUGGAUUAUCCUUUACAUCUUUCAUGGCAUUUAAAAAUUUAGGAUUUUAUCGAAAUUAGCAUGUUUCACUGAAUAAUUUUGAUAGUUAAUUUUAGUACUUUUGUUUCCCUGAAUAGUCAUUUAAGAAUUUUUGGACUCUUAAUUUGAUAAUCCAUGUUAUAAACUUAUAUAUAUAAUGUCUCAAAUUUAGCAGUGGUAUCUUUCGUAUUAUAUAGAUUUUUUCAUCUCAAAUUUAGUUGCAUUUUUCAUUUUCAUAGUCAUAUAGAUGUUUCAUAUUCUUGCCUUAGCAUGUUUUAAAUAGUUCUGGACCAAAAUAAGUCAGUAUUGUGAGUGUAUUUUAAAUAACCAACAUCUCUCUCCUUUAAAAUCCUUGAUGUGACAAAUGGCAAAACAAGUCUGAAAUUGAGUAGACACCUUCCAUUCUUUGCUGCUUUUAUUAAAUGCAUGUGCUUUUUUUUUUUUUUUUUUUAAAGUAUUUUGCUUUGUACGAUUUGAGUUAAAAUGCUCUUAAAAUAAUAUGAACCCAUUUAGGAUGCAGAUGUUAAAUGUCAUUAGAAACGAAAAUAAGAGGGCUUGGGGGCAUGACUCAGUUACAGAGUACUUACCUUAAAGGUCCUGGGUUCUAACCUCAGGAAAACAAACAGAAGCUUAACAAAAAGGAAAAGUGUUGUUAUAUUCCUUGAAGUCAAUUUUUAUGGAUUGGUGUCUUGGAAGGACAGUCAUAUUACAAGUGGCUAACUUUUACUUUUGGUAGAAAGAAGCCACUAUUGUUUAAUAUCACAAUAUAGAUAAACAAUUUUCAUGAAGUUAAUGGUUUAGUAAUCAAAACGUGGCAUCCAACUCAUUUUUUCUUUUCUCCACCCAUUAUUAAAAUGAUUUAUAUACAGAA